Thrips palmi is the source of this 648-nucleotide messenger RNA. RefSeq names its product LIM domain transcription factor LMO4. The record is from RefSeq and is a predicted model, not a curated record. Bases 1 to 648 code for a protein of 215 amino acids. The transcript is spliced from 2 exons. NCBI's taxonomy places the organism in Eukaryota, Metazoa, Arthropoda, Insecta, Thysanoptera, Thripidae.
AUGGACACGCACCACGGCGGCCACAUGGGCGGAGGCCCCGGCCACCACCACCAGCUCCACAACCACCACCACCACAUCAACAACAACAACAAUAGCACCAAUAACAACAACAAGAACAACAACAACGGCGGGCACGCGUGCGCGGGCUGCGGCGGCAAGAUCCUGGAGCGGUACCUCCUCCACGCGCUGGACCGGUACUGGCACCACAGCUGCCUCAAGUGCACGUGCUGCGCGGGGCAGCUCGCCGACCUGGGCACCUCCUGCUUCACCAAGAGCGGCAUGAUCCUGUGCAAGGCCGACUACGCGAGGUUAUUCGGCAACACGGGGGCGUGCUCGGCGUGCGGACAGACCAUCCCGGCCAGCGAGUUCGUGAUGCGCGUCGGCGGCGGCCCGGGCGUGGGCACGCCGUCGGCGCCCUCGCCGCUGCACGUGUUCCACCUCAAGUGCUUCUCGUGCUCCAAGUGCGGCUCGCAGCUCGUGCCCGGCGACCGCUACCACCUCCUGGGCGGCGCGCUGGUCUGCGAGCAGGACUGGCACAAGCUCAUCAAGGGCGGCGGCGCGGCGGGCGUCCCCGGCGCGGCCGGCCCCGGCGCCACUCCCGGCGUGCGCAAGGGCAAGGUGGGCCGGCCGCGGCGGUCGCGCGACUGA